Spea bombifrons (plains spadefoot toad) is the source of this 1256-nucleotide messenger RNA. RefSeq names its product phytanoyl-CoA 2-hydroxylase interacting protein (gene PHYHIP). Bases 136 to 1122 code for a protein of 328 amino acids. The transcript is spliced from 5 exons. Lineage: Eukaryota; Metazoa; Chordata; Amphibia; Anura; Pelobatidae. Gene Ontology annotation, molecular function: protein binding. Gene Ontology annotation, cellular component: cytoplasm. The record is from RefSeq and is a predicted model, not a curated record.
CUCACCCUCGCUCUCUCUUCUUUCCUUCCUUCCUUCCAUCCCAUCUUGUUCCUUCGCUCCCUCUUUGCUCUGUGAGGUACGCAACCUAUCAGAAAAGCAGCCCCUCUACCGACCCUGAACACCAUCCAAGAGGUCAUGGAGCCCCCUCUUUCUGCUCCUCACGGGAUCCAGAUCAGUGAUAUCACCUGCGACUCGUUCCGUGUCUCGUGGGAGAUGCCGCCUUAUGACAUCCAGAGAGUGACGCACUACUUCAUAGACCUGAACAAGACAGGAGGACAGAAGGAGAAUAAGUUCAAACACAGGGAUGUACCAACCAAGCUGGUUGCGAAGGCAGUGGCUCUCCCCAUGACGGUUCGCGGUCACUGGUUCCUGAGUCCACGUACCAAGUACACACUGGCUGUGCAGACUGCGGUGAAACGCGCCGACGGGGAGUACAGCGUGUCCGGCUGGAGCGAAACAGUCAGUUUCUGCACAGGGGAUUAUGCCAUGGAGCAGGUGAGGCAGCUGCAGGAGAAGGCAGAGGGGAUCGCAGGACGCAUGUUACCGUUUCAAGUCUUCUACAGGAACCAGGCCGCAGAGUACUUCCAGCAUGUCAGGGAGAAGUGGGGAGAUGUGAUGCUCCCGUCCCUUAAAGAUCAGAGUGGAAGCCAUGGAUCACCCAUCAGCGGGACCCUCCAUGGCGUGUUUUUCAGCUGCAAUACCGAGUUCAACACGGGUCUUCCUCCCAACGACUCGCCUUACGGCAGGUGGCGGGUGACCAUACCUGCAGGGCACCUCUUUAAUGAGGGCACACACCUCUACUUUGCCGAUUUCUAUUGCAUGUACAGCGCCUAUCACUACGCCGUUCUGGUCCUGGCACCUCGAGGUUCUCAAGGAGAUGUCUUCUGCAGCGCCCGUCUGCCUCUGCUGGACCCGCACAACAACCCUUUCCUGACUCGGGGGGAGCAGGGCAGAUACUGGCACGCGCAAGAUCUGAUUUUGGAGGUGCUAUACACGGAGCCUUUGCCCCUGGGUUUGGGGCAACUGGCAGAAAUCAAAGGGCACCAACUGAUGAGCCUCUCCACUGCUAAUGCCAAGAAAGACCCCAGCUGCAAAGUGUGCAACAUCAUCGGGGGGCGUUAGGGAUGUCGGAGGGUUUGCUGGAGGGUAUAGUCGGGCAGCAUAUUCCAGACUCUGGAUUCAGAGCACACACUCCAAUCUAGUCGUUUAAGGGCACUGACUCGCUUUGUUGUCAUAGCUGCAGAAACAUCUUUGUA